Biomphalaria glabrata is the source of this 2588-nucleotide messenger RNA. RefSeq lists its product as uncharacterized. The transcript is spliced from 7 exons. The record is from RefSeq and is a predicted model, not a curated record. Bases 141 to 920 code for a protein of 259 amino acids. NCBI's taxonomy places the organism in Eukaryota, Metazoa, Mollusca, Gastropoda, Planorbidae. Gene Ontology annotation, molecular function: scavenger receptor activity.
UAAGAAAAACGGAAUACGAAAUGUUGUGGGUGCAAGUUUUGAAUCAUCAUGGCAAAAAGAUUUAAGAUUUAGAUCUAGGUGUUUGUCCGGACUAGUCUAAGCUAUGCCACGAUGUGUAGAAACUAUGUAUCUUCUAAGCAAUGAAACUAGGUAUCAUUUUACGCGUUAUUUUCUUAUUGUUCAACAUACCUUUGACACAAGAAGUAUCGUCUGGGGCCUGGACGACCUGGUCAGAAUGGGAGUGCAACUUGAACUGCUAUAAUCCGCGAAUGUUAAGAAAAAGAAACUGUACAGACCCAAAUGUUACAGAAGCAAUUGUCUACUGCAUUGGCCAUAAUCAAGAACAUUCACAAGCCACCUGUAAAGUAAUCUGUCCUAAAGAUUGCCCCCGUCUAACUUGGGGGACUAACUGUACCAAUAACUGCAUAAACUGUGACCCUGAUUGUGACAAAAACACCGGAGAAUGUAGAAUCUGCAAACCUGGCUAUCGCUUCCCAAGAUUGUCAUGCACCAAAGAGUGUAGAAAAUUUUAUUAUGGGAAAAAUUGUCAAGGUAAAUGUAAAAUCAAAUGUCACGGAGAGGAUUGUCAGGAGAGAGUGAACGGUACUUGUUUCAUUGCGGAGGAAAAAAUGCUGCCGUCUCCAGCGUGGCUGCUGCUGCUGACGAUACCAAUUUCGCUUCUCAUGAUUAUGUGGCUGAGGAGCAGACGUGUUGAGGUACCAGACGUGGCCACCGCGAGCAAAGUCUACAAUGAUAGAGACAGUAAAGAGAGUAAAGAAAGCCUCAUGGCGAGGCUGUCCACUCAGUUACGGACCGGCUCGAGGCAGAUGAUCCGGCAGAUGAUCUCCAUGGACAAACUCUCCACCCAUUCCGAAGAGCGACUGUACAUGGAUGAUGAGGUGAACGGCUCUUCCGUUUGACGCCCGUUUGCUGUGAUGCAAGGAAUGGAAUUUCCCGCCCGAAACUGACUUAAGUUAAAACCAUUAUUUUCUUUCAUGGAAAUGUUUGAAACCAAAUAAAGAAUAAAUAGUUCCUGAUUGAUAAGUCUAUAAUAAGCUACAAUAAUUUGCGUUCACCUCUUCCCAUCUAUUCUGAUGGACAGCUCUGGUACCACACACGAUUGUCGACCGUCUUUCUCCAUUCCUCUCUUGUGUCUUUCGCCUUGGAUAGAACCUCAUUCAAAGGCAGGCUCGUACAUUCUUAUAUGUUUUAUUCCCAUCGCUUUGUCUGUCUGCCUCCUCAACUUUUUUCCUGGUACUGUUCCCUGAAGGAAGGUCUUUGCGAGUCCCGAAGACUUUGUAAUAUGGCCAAAGAAUUUUAGUUUGCGGUUUUUUACACAUAGUUAGCAGGUCUAUACAGACAUAAAUGCAAUAUGUAUUCACUGUAGGAGCUCAUUAAUGACCAGCCCUCUCUUAUAAUGAAACUAGAUAGUACUUAUUAUAAGCACUUUGAUACAAAAGUAACAAAUUUGAAUGUCUCUGUAUAAUUUGUUGCUAUGUUUUCACUUAAUAAAAAAACACAAACCGACGUUCAAGUCCAGGAUUCCAAGCUCUUCUUAAUGACGUAAUCUUUAGACAUUUCACUCAUUCGGACCCACCCGUCACGUGAUUAGAUCACAGUUCCCACAAUUCACUUCUGAUAAAGGCUUAGCUUAUGAUUCCUAAAAGUAACUAUCCCUAAUAGAAAUUGUUUGCAGUAGGACAUUCUACUUUUGUCACACAAUCCCUUAACAGUUGACAUAAAGAGUCGUGUAUAUAGUAUCAAAAUAGUAUCUUGAUAAUAUUAUUAUUUUUUAAAUAAUAUAACAAAUCUCAAUAAUAUUAUGUAUAUAAUUAUUGUAAAGCCACAUUAUUAAUAAAUUCUCUGGAGUCUUGAGAAUAUUAUUGAUUGCUGAUUUAUAGACCAAUUGACAAACAGAUCAAUACACUGAUUGAUAAAAUGAUUGAUUGUUUGAUUGAUAGCCUGAUUGACAGCUUAAUUGAUGGACUGCUUGAUAGACUGAUUGAUAAGUCGUUUAAAAUAAUCAUUUUCAAAUAUCACAGAGUGUCUCAUGGUUCGGAUCACUCGAGCUUUCAAAGAUGUAAUAUUUGUUUUAUGAAUACAUUUUUCCAAUAUUAAUAACUUAUAACUGUUUCUUGAUUGAAUUUUUUAAAUUAAGCGCUCCAACAGCCCAUUGAAAAAUGUAUGUUGUGUGUGUGAUUGGUUUAGCGAGUUGUUUUUUUCUGAACUCGUUGCCAGUGACGUAGCUAGGAUUUUGCCAUCAUUUGGGGUCCUUCGCUUGACCUCUUUAGGGGCUCCUUCAUUUUCGAAAUCUCCCCUUACCUCCACACCUUAACUACGCCCCCUUUUUCGUCUUAAUUACGCCACUGCUUGUUGCUUAUUGCAAUGUAUUUUUUUUUAUGUACAUGAUAGCUAGUUCUAUACUGCAUUAUAAAUCAAAUAACUUGGUAUAACUUUGUAUAAUACUCUUUGAUUAAUAAACACACAUAUAUAUAUAUAUAUAUAGGAAAAUGGAAGUUGAUCUCGUUUUUCUCAUCUCUUUGAAUAUGAAACGAAUUCAUUAUUUGUUUCAAUUAAAUAGUCUAAAU